Molecule: messenger RNA, 2181 nt
Organism: Hibiscus syriacus
Lineage: Eukaryota; Viridiplantae; Streptophyta; Magnoliopsida; Malvales; Malvaceae
Product: protein transport protein Sec61 subunit beta-like
Exons: 2
Coding region: 169-1545 (458 amino acids)
Biological process (GO): intracellular protein transport; SCF-dependent proteasomal ubiquitin-dependent protein catabolic process
Cellular component (GO): SCF ubiquitin ligase complex; endoplasmic reticulum membrane; Sec61 translocon complex
Molecular function (GO): protein binding
Source: RefSeq, a predicted model, not a curated record
CAGAAUCCACCAAAUCCACACAAGACAAACCCUAGUUCUAGCUUCAUCUACCCUCAUUAUCAUAAGAUCUUCAACUUAAAGCCAAGAGCACACCAAUUUGCUUAAUAAGUUGUUCAAACAUUUUAGUUUCAGAGACCGGACACUAGAGCAUGUUAUUUACAAGCCAAGAUGCAGCAAUAUUUCCACCGUCCUCUCACCGCCGCCGCCGCCCCAUCAACUUCGCCGCCAUCGGAGCCUGAUUUAACAUCUUUCCAGCCACUUUCCUUGGACCCCACCGCACCGGAUUACACCUCCCUCCUCUCCGACGAACUCUUACUCAACGUUUUCUCCAAGCUUCCCAUCUCUCAACAUGUCUCCAAUUCCUUGGUCUGCAAACGCUGGUUGUACCUCCACGGCCGGUUGGUGCAGUCCCUUAAAGUUACAGAUUGGUCGUUUCUUACUUCGGGUCGGGUAUUUAACCGGUUCCCCAAUCUAACCGAUUUAGACUUGGUCCGUUCGUGUAUUGGGGUGUCAAAGUGUUCCGGCACUAUAUUAACCCACAAAACUAUGUCGGUUCAUGUCGAUACUGGUUUUACUCUCGGCGGAUUUCUCGAGAAAACGGCGUUGUUGCCGUCAAAUGAGGUCGACGAAGGGCUUACGACGAUAGCCGAAAAGUACCCGAAUUUACAGAGAUUAUUGGCGAUUGGUGCCAGCGAGCGAGGGUUGUUAAGAAUAGCCGAGGAGUGUUCCACGUUGCAGGAAUUGGAGCUACAUCGUGGAGGGGAUUUGGCUUUGAAGGCCCUUUCGGGGAUUAAAAAUUUACAGGUAGUGAAACUGAUUGGGUUCAUUGAUGUGUUGUACAACUCGACGAUUUCAGAUAUUGGGUUAACGCUGUUGGCUCAAGGGUGUAGAAGAUUAGUUAAGCUCGAGCUCUGUGGGUGUGAAGGGAGCUAUGAUGGGGUUAAGGCGAUUGGGCAGUGUUGUCAAAUGCUCGAAGAGUUGACCCUUUCUGAACAUAGAAUGGAUGGUGGGUGGUUAGCUGGGCUCUCGUUUUGUGGGAACUUGAAGACCCUGAGGCUUCGGUUUUGUAAAAGUAUUGAUAAGUGGCCAGGCGCAGAUGAGCAUUUGGGGUCUUGUUUGACUCUCCAAGAGUUGCACUUGCAGGGCUGUCAAAUUCGGGAGACGCAGAGUGUUAAAGCUUUGUUCUUGGUUUGCCAGAAUGUUAGGGAUAUUGUUUUACAUGAUUGUUUUGGCUUGGAGGAUGAUGUGUUUGGCCUCGCAAGCAUUUGUAGGAGAGUGAAGCUUCUUUCUUUGAAAGGAUGCUCGUUGCUAACUAUAAAAGGUUUGGAAUCGGUAGUGAUUUCAUGGAAAGAGCUUCAACGAUUGAGAGUGAUGUCGUGUCGUAAUAUAAAGGAUACUGAAAUCACACCCGAAUUGGCAACCUUGUUUUCUACAUUGAAAGAGCUGAAAUGGAGACCGGAUUCCCGGUCUCUGCUAUCGUCGAGUCUUGCAGGGACUGGAAUGGGGAAGAAAGGGGACAGAUUCUUCAAGAGAUGGAAGGAUUGACCGUGCUGCUCGAUUCCACACAAUCUGGUUUUGAAGCAGCUGCAAAAAGAGAUGUGAAAAGAAACAAGUGUAAACACCGUAGGAUUCAACAAUCACAAUCCAUGUUCCCGAACUUGAUGCGUUCAUGAUGAUGAUAACGGGGGAGGAACUGCCAUUCUUACACUCAUGUAGCCAGCUUAUCAGAGUUUGUCAUAUGAAUUGUUUGAUGGAGUCGUUCCUGUAUAGCCCUGUGUGCCAACAUCUAACAAUAGUUACUUUGUUAAAUGUAUUUUAGUGGCAGUGGUCAUUUUUUUCUAGUUUCGUUAACAAGUAAUCAUCUGACUUGUUAGUUGAUGUAAACGGAAGGGUUAAUAAUGUAGUUCAUUGUUCUUACGCUCUUUGUUCGAAGUUCAAACUCACUGAAGUGAGGUUUUAAUGGGUUAAUUAUUUUGCCCCAAUUCGUGCCGUUGGAUAUGAGGACGCGUGGCGGAAAUUGAUUUGUAACUGCUGCGUGGAAAUACCCAGCUACUCCGCCCAUAGAAAACCUAAGGUGAAAAGCCCACAACUUGCCAAUAAUAAAAUACAGGAGACAGGACUAGUACGUGUCAAAGAUAUUAAACAGACAUCCUAAAGCUUGCGCAUCCGAAUCCCGAGUCG